Molecule: messenger RNA, 1593 nt
Organism: Physella acuta
Lineage: Eukaryota; Metazoa; Mollusca; Gastropoda; Physidae
Molecular function (GO): protein binding
Source: RefSeq, a predicted model, not a curated record
CGCCUGCACCAUGAAGUCCGUGAACUGCGCCAACAAAAAUUUAGACAAGGUUCCAUCCGGCUUCCCGGUGACAACGGAGGUUUUAGCGCUGCAAGUCAACUUAAUCACUAAAAUUGAAAAAGACGAUUUCAAGUACUUAACCUCGCUAAGGCUGUUGUUUGUAUUUACCAACAGAAUAUCCAUUAUCCACCCGGAUUCUUUACUAAACAUGCAUAAACUUGAACAGAUAAAUUUAACUAACAACCAAAUUAAAAUUGUUAGCGCGAACAAUGUUAACAUCCCGUUAAUUCCAGGGUUAAUUGUUGACCUUACUGGCAAUAAUGUAGAAAGCAUUAACGACUACACAAUGUUCAACGUAGUUGGCGCAAAGAUAAAUCUGUUGAUUAGGAGUGCAAGUUUACAAUGUAGUUGUGCUUUGUUAACAAUAAGAGAGCGCCUCGCAGUGACCUUCAGCCAAGAGGAUCUGCAGAGCGCGCUGUCGAAAUUCACGUGCGUCAGUGGCACGAGUCAGCUGUCCUACCUUACAGCGUUAAGUACUCACUUUGAAAAGUGUAGUGGCCCGAGCUCCAGCAAAAAAAUGCGGCAUGUGUGUCGUAUCUGUACAAACGUAAAAGACUUCUUCGCCUUUUCGAAAUGUCCAAAACCUUAUUGUGAUGAUGUGAAAACACAAUGUCUGACGACACUUAAAAUAAACAGUACCGGCGUUUCCUUCUCUUCCGGAUGUGGAGAAACAGCAAACUGUUACAGGCAGCAUGUGAGCACUUUCAACGAAUGCCGGAAAGGCCUGCCUCCAUUGGGCUGUGUUGUCUGUUGCAGAAACCCCGAUUGUAGCGAUCGACUGGUCCGCGAUCGUUUAGUGAAAUAUACAGUGGAUUUGAUUUACAACAAAUACGGACAAUUAGAACACGAUUUGAAAAACAGGUCCUCAGAUUAUUUUAAAACAACAGAAAGCCGGAUUAGUGUUGCAAUACGACCAUUAAUCGAUUCAAAAAUUGGCUUUGUGGAAACAAGUGUCCGAAGUUUUGAAGAAAUUCCAGAAAACAAUGAUGAAUAUCAUGUACGCCUAAAACUCGAGGUAACUACCAUAGCUGAGCUAAGCUUCCAAACGGUACUGAAUGAAAUACGAGAAAAUAUUUCUGUCUACUCAACUACUCCAAACAACUGGUUUUCCAGAGAAGUAUUCGUUCCUGACACGUUGGGUGUUAUAGACCCUAACUAUUGUCCCAUUGUGAAAACUAAAGAACAGUCUGAGGUGGUGACGUGGCCUAAGACUAUCCGUGAAGGGAGACAAGAAAAAAUGUUAGAAUUCUCGCAAUACACAUUGCGCCUAACAAGACAGUGCAUUCCAGAUGGAGAAGAUGCAGCAAAGUGGGGCCCUAUAAUCAGGGAAAUAGAUUUAAAGAAAAGAAGGAAGGUGUCUUAUGUGUUCUGGGCUAGUAUUAAAGCCUUAGAUACAUUUACAAUUUCAGCUUACUUUAAUUCGGUAGAGGAAGGUAUAAUUAAUAUUAUUUAUUAUUAUAAUCAAAGAGAGCUUACAGAAGAAUAUCGCGUAACAAACUUUUCUUCAAACAAAGGAACCCUGCUGCAGAAAUG